Molecule: messenger RNA, 1499 nt
Organism: Abrus precatorius (Indian licorice)
Lineage: Eukaryota; Viridiplantae; Streptophyta; Magnoliopsida; Fabales; Fabaceae
Product: zinc finger protein CONSTANS-LIKE 2-like
Exons: 2
Coding region: 119-1255 (378 amino acids)
Biological process (GO): regulation of flower development
Cellular component (GO): nucleus
Molecular function (GO): protein binding; zinc ion binding
Source: RefSeq, a predicted model, not a curated record
GCUUCCAGACCAAAACACCACUCACUCUUUCUCUUCUCUUUCUUUUCAUUUCAUUCAUUUCCUCUUUCAAACAAACCAAACCAAAACACUUACUCACUGACACAACAUCCAUCCACAAAUGUUGGAGACCGAACCCACGCCCACACCCACGUGGGCGCGCGUGUGCGACACGUGCCGCUCCGCCGCCUGCACCAUCUUCUGCCGCGCCGACUCCGCCUACCUCUGCGCCGAGUGCGACUCGCGCGUCCACGCCGCCAACCGCGUGGCGUCGCGCCACGAGCGCGUGUGGGUCUGCGAGGCCUGCGAGCGUGCGCCGGCGGCGUUCCUCUGCAAGGCCGACGCCGCCUCCCUCUGCUCCUCCUGCGAUGCCGACAUCCACUCCGCCAACCCCCUUGCCAGCCGCCACCAUCGUGUCCCCAUUCUCCCCAUCUCCGGCAACCUCUACGGCCACCAUGUUCACGUGGCAGACAACGACGACGACGACGAUGAAGAAGAUGGUGCUGACGUGGAAGACGAAGACGAAGCUGCUUCUUGGCUCUUGCUUAACCCUGUGAAGACUAAUAGUGUCAACAACAAUAACACUCAGCAGAAUAAUGGGUUCUUGUUUAGUGCUGAAGUUGAUGAGUAUUUAGACCUUGUUGAUCAUUGUAACUCUUCUGCUGAUGCUGAUGCCGAAAAUAACCACUUCACUGUUGCUGCUACUACUGAUCAUUACACUCAUCAUCAUCAGCAGCAUCAGCAUGAUCAACUAUUUGGUGGGGUUUCUCAGAAGAGCUAUGCUGGGGACAGUGUGGUUCCUGUUCAGCAACACCAUCAAGGGCAACAUUUUCAACUUGGUUUUGAGUUUGAGUCCUCUAAAGCUGCUUUCAGUUACAAUGGUUCCGUUAGUCAAAGUGUUUCAGUUUCAUCCAUGGAUGUUGGUGUUGUACCAGAAUCAACAAUCCGGGAUGUCUCAAUUGCUCAUUCAAGACCUCCCAAAGGGACAAUUGACCUAUUUUCUGGACCUCCGAUUCAGAUGCCUUCCCAUCUUACUCCAAUGGAUAGGGAAGCCAGAGUCCUAAGGUAUAGGGAGAAAAAGAAGACAAGAAAAUUUGAGAAGACAAUUAGGUAUGCCUCAAGGAAGGCCUAUGCAGAGACUAGACCCCGCAUAAAAGGUCGAUUUGCCAAGAGAACAGCUGUAGAAGCAGAAGUGGAUCAAAUGUUCUCCACAACACUAAUUACAGAAGUUGGAUAUGGCAUUGUUCCCUCUUUCUGAAUAUGCUGUCAUGAACAAUUGGCCAGAAGACAGGGAAGAAGAUAGAGGAUCAUGAUCAAUAGCAAUGGCUACCACUAUGUACUAAUUACUAAGUUAUUUUGCUGAUAUUGUAUUUUUUAUAUAAUCUAAUUACUUGCAGCUGCACUAAUUAGAUGCUUUAUUGUUGUUUUCUUUUGAAUGAGACUUCUAUUUGUAAAUACAGUCUUUAUAUUAAUUAAAUUACAGUCAACAUGUCUUUGGAAAA